CUCAGAACGAGCAAAGCGUAUGGUAUGGGAUCUCUUAGCGUUACGCUAUCUAGGUAAGCCCAGACGCUCGAAGGAUUUCAGCUGACGGUAAGCAUUACACCGGUCCCGCGCUCGGCAUAUAAGAUCUUCGCAUCGCCCUUUGUGUUCAUGUUUCAUCAUAGCCACUUUCCCCCCUCCUAUUCGCAAGCAACAUGACCGAACGCUCAGAUAUCGAAUUCAAGACCAUUGACCAUGUCACAUUGCGAGGCUGGAUCUUCAAACCGAAAGAUGCACAAGGCAAAUACCCUUGCCUGAUAAUUUCGCAUGGCUUGACCUGCCUGAAAGAGAUGUAUCUGGACACGUUGGCCGAACGUCUCACCUCCGUCUUGCCGAUCGCUUGUUUGGUCUACGACCACCGCGGCUAUGGGUCCAGCGAUCAGAAGGAAAACGAGCCUCGUAACGAGAUUGUCGGAACACAACAAGCUAGCGACCUCCAAGAUGCCAUUACCUAUGCUCAGUCUCGAGAAGAUGUGGAUGCAUCGAAGAUAGGUCUCUGGGGCUAUUCUUACAGUGGUGGCCAUUCGACUUGGGUCGCUGCUAUCGAUCGUCGUGUCAAGGCAGUCAUAGCUGUGGCACCUUUCUCCACAGGCGACAUUCUCAUAAAUAAUCUGAGAACGGACUUUGAGGACACGGUCCAUGGAAUGCUUGCUCAAGAACGACUGUCUAGAGCAGCAGGAAACGAGCCUGGAAAGAUGCCAGUCAUAGUGGAGAACCCAGUCGACCAGGCUGCACUACCGCAUGCCGAAAGCUUUGCCUUCUUCUCUCCCUGGGUCGAGAAGAUCGGCUGGAAAAACGAGCUGACCAUCCGAAGUUUCGAAAGCAUAAUAGAGUAUUUCCCAUCCGCUCGCAUUCACCAAAUCGGACCCACGCCGCUCUUGAUGCAAGUACCGGAGAAAGAUGUUGUUGGCGUUACAACAGCAAUGCUCGAAGCAUACAGUCGUGCCAGAGAGCCAAAGGAGUUGCAAAUGCUUCCUGGUGGACACUUUAGCAUAUUCGAAGGGAAGGAUUUUGAGACACUGUUGGCCAAAGAGGUCGAGUUCUUGAAGAGAACCCUUCUCAGAUAAACAGAUUGCUGUUUUGGGGCUAGCCUUGUGCGGGGUAUUUCUUCUGCUUAUGAAGGCAGAUCUUCGUUCGCCAU
This is a messenger RNA of Aureobasidium pullulans EXF-150, 1177 nucleotides long. RefSeq names its product DltD N-terminal domain protein. NCBI's taxonomy places the organism in Eukaryota, Fungi, Ascomycota, Dothideomycetes, Dothideales, Saccotheciaceae. The record is from RefSeq and is a predicted model, not a curated record. Bases 192 to 1103 code for a protein of 303 amino acids. The transcript has 3 exons.